CGCGCAUCUGGAAGCCACACUGGGCAGAUUCCGUUGAGUCCGCCAGCAUUGCACAAUACUUGAGGGAGAGGGAAGAAACGGUACGCGUUGCACAGGUGAAAAUGGAGAAAGUAUUAGGACUCGCUGUGGUGUCCAGUAUUUUGUGCGUCGGGUCAGUUUUGGGGAAAUACGUCAGAGGGAUCGUCAACACAAAAGAGGACUGGGUGUUUCUAACAAGGUUUUGCUUCCUAACUGAUUUUGGUCGAUUGGACUUUAGGUUCCGUUACCCCAAGUCCCGUUGCUGUCAGAACAUAUUGCUGUACUUUGAUGAAAGCUCUCAGUGGCCAUCUGUGUACAAGAGUCUGGACAAGGACUGUUAUACAAAAGAAUCAGUAUUGAGGCCUGAAAACAACCAAGUCAUCAACCUGACCACCAGCUACACCUGGUCUGGCUGUGUGAUUGAAACAGAGGGAAAUGAGGACAUGCUGAGUUGUGUAGGAGGUCGAAGUUUUCGUUCAGUCCGAGAGAGAUGGUGGUACAUCGCGCUCAGCAAGUGCGGCGGAGAUGGGCUGCAGCUGGAAUAUGAAAUGACAUUAAGCAACGGACAGUCGUUCUGGACCCAGCAUUUCUCAGCUGAUGAAUUUGGCAUCCUGGAGACUGACAUCACAUUCCUGGUCAUAUUUGCUUUUGUGUUUACACUGUCUUGUUACUUUGCUUAUAAUUUAAAGGGAAGACAGCUGCUCCAUACCACCUAUAAGAUGUUUAUGACUGCGGCUGGAGUCGAGGUGUUGAGCCUGCUCUUCUUUUGCCUUUACUGGGGUCUUUAUGCCAGGGAUGGCGUCGGGAACGGCAGUCUGAAGAUAUUAGGGAAAUUACUCUUUUCCGUGAGCUUCCUGAUUUUCCUGCUCAUGCUGAUUCUCUUGGGAAAGGGAUUCACAGUUACCAGGGCAAGAAUAAGCCACAGUGGGUCUGUCAAACUGUCCAUUUAUAUGACAGUGUACACCAUCACCUACAUCAUUCUCUUCAUAUACGAAGCAGAGUUCUUUGAUCCAGGUGAGGUGCUGUAUGCGUAUGACAGCCCCGCAGGCUACGGUUUAAUGGGUCUGCAGCUUCUCGCAUACGUAUGGUUCUGCUACGCCGUUCUAGUGUCCCUCAAACACUACCCUGAAAAACAACCUUUCUACAUCCCCUUCUUCACAGCCUACACACUGUGGUUUUUUGCUGUGCCAGUCAUGGCUCUUAUUGCAAACUUUGGCAUCCCUCGCUGGGCCAGGGAAAAGAUUGUUAACGGGAUCCAGCUUGGCAUCCACCUCUAUGCUCAUGUUGUCUUUCUGGCAAUCACACGUCCAUCAGCAGCCAAUAAGAACUUUCCUUACCACGUACGGACGUCUCAGAUAGGGAUCCUUCUCUCCAGUCCCAAAGGCAUGGGGGCAGAAAGUUUUCCUCAUCAUGCCUAUGGGAACAGCUCCUUCGUAGGAGACUCUCAGCCAAACUUCACAGAGCUCUUUUCCAUUCAGUCAGAUCCUGUUAAGACGAUCGAUGAGACGGUGGCCCGAAAGGGACAGGAAGUGCCAAGGAACAGUGAGCAUAAGAUCAUCACAACAACUGCAGACCUGACGUCCACAUUUACCCCUCUUCCUCCUCCCAUACCGCCUCGUACCUCCGCCCACUCCCCUCCUCCGCCUCGAUUAACGUCCCAUUUCACUGAGUAUUUUAGUAUGCAAGGGGCCACAAAGAUGGGUUCCAAUGCCUAGAGCAUGCUGUAAAGGAUUGGGAAUGCAGAGAAGUGACACAACAAGAAUAUCUACUUUUGAGGGUUGAGAAAAGAGUUAAAUAUUUCAAUAUGUUCGAUUGACGUAAGAGGGAAGCCAUUUUCAAAAAGUUACCAAAACAUAUGUAUCUUUGAAUUUGUAAAAAGUAGUGCGAGCUGCUUAAACAAAGAGAGACGUUUAGAGGGAGAGGGCAGGAACCCGCUCACUCGGCGCCUAAAAAAUAAGAAGCAAUAAAUAUUUCAGCGAGUGUCAAGAGAGUCAUUGGAGAAGGAGAGAUAAUAUAUAGACAGUGCAAUAGAGUGACAGGAGACAACAGCGAAUCUAGAGUAUAGUUAUUUAAAGCUUAAUGUAAAUAGGAUAGCGAUGUGUACAGUAACAGAACAGUACAAUGAACAUUUUACCUAUUUUAUAAUGCUUCGUUCAUUUCAAGUGGUGCCGUUACUAUAUGAAUUUACAUAAUGAAAAAGAACAGCAGUGAGACAUUUUUUAUGUUUUUAUUUUAUUUAUUAACACAUUUUGUCUGUAAAGUUCAGAUCAUUUAGGAUUUAUAUUUUUAUUCACAUUGAAUAUAGCUAGAUACUUUGCAGACAUAUUAAACUGCAAGUUAACUGUGGAAAACUAGGCAGUAUUUGUAUACCAUGCAUGUUUGUGCUUUGACUACAGUACAUUCUGAUAUAUUCUGUGUAAUUUUGGGUGUGCCUUGUUUUCAGAAAAAAAGGUGAAGUAUGUCAUUUUUGCUAAAAUACGAUCAAAUGGAU
Molecule: messenger RNA, 2509 nt
Organism: Triplophysa dalaica
Lineage: Eukaryota; Metazoa; Chordata; Actinopteri; Cypriniformes; Nemacheilidae
Gene: tmem145
Product: transmembrane protein 145
Exons: 15
Coding region: 102-1733 (543 amino acids)
Biological process (GO): response to pheromone; G protein-coupled receptor signaling pathway
Source: RefSeq, a predicted model, not a curated record